This is a messenger RNA of Vicugna pacos (alpaca), 4428 nucleotides long. It is a transcript of the gene MIB1, whose product is annotated as MIB E3 ubiquitin protein ligase 1. NCBI's taxonomy places the organism in Eukaryota, Metazoa, Chordata, Mammalia, Artiodactyla, Camelidae. Gene Ontology annotation, molecular function: protein binding; zinc ion binding; ubiquitin-protein transferase activity. Gene Ontology annotation, cellular component: cytoplasm. Gene Ontology annotation, biological process: Notch signaling pathway; endocytosis; protein ubiquitination. The record is from RefSeq and is a predicted model, not a curated record.
UCGAGGAAUAACCGGGUGAUGGUGGAAGGGGUCGGGGCCCGAGUAGUGCGCGGCCCGGACUGGAAGUGGGGGAAGCAGGACGGCGGCGAGGGCCAUGUGGGCACCGUCCGGAGCUUCGAGAGCCCUGAGGAGGUGGUGGUAGUCUGGGACAACGGCACCGCCGCCAACUACCGCUGCUCCGGGGCCUACGACCUGCGCAUCCUGGACAGCGCGCCCACUGGCAUCAAGCAUGAUGGAACCAUGUGUGAUACCUGCCGCCAACAGCCCAUCAUUGGCAUUCGAUGGAAAUGUGCGGAGUGUACAAAUUAUGAUUUGUGCACAGUUUGUUAUCAUGGAGAUAAACAUCAUUUAAGGCAUCGCUUUUAUAGAAUUACUACACCGGGAAGUGAGCGGGUUCUGUUAGAGUCUCGUAGAAAAUCUAAGAAGAUUACAGCCAGAGGGAUCUUUGCAGGUGCCAGAGUGGUGCGAGGAGUGGACUGGCAGUGGGAAGAUCAGGACGGAGGGAAUGGACGGAGGGGAAAGGUGACAGAAAUCCAAGACUGGAGUGCAUCGAGCCCACACAGCGCAGCCUACGUUCUCUGGGAUAAUGGUGCUAAGAACCUUUACAGAGUUGGCUUUGAGGGCAUGUCUGAUCUGAAGUGUGUCCAGGAUGCCAAAGGAGGUUCUUUCUACAGAGAUCACUGCCCUGUGCUAGGUGAGCAGAAUGGCAACAGGAAUCCUGGUGGAUUGCAGAUUGGUGACCUGGUCAAUAUAGAUCUUGACCUAGAAAUUGUACAGUCUUUGCAGCAUGGUCAUGGAGGAUGGACUGAUGGCAUGUUUGAGACUUUAACUACAACUGGAACUGUCUGUGGCAUUGAUGAAGACCAUGACAUUGUCGUGCAGUAUCCAAGUGGCAAUAGGUGGACUUUCAAUCCCGCUGUUCUCACUAAAGCGAACAUUGUCCGAAGUGGGGAUGCUGCUCAGGGUGCAGAAGGAGGCACCUCGCAGUUUCAAGUGGGUGAUCUGGUACAAGUUUGUUAUGAUCUGGAGAGAAUUAAACUUCUGCAAAGAGGACACGGAGAAUGGGCUGAAGCUAUGCUCCCAACUUUAGGUAAAGUUGGCCGAGUACAACAGAUUUAUUCAGACAGUGAUUUAAAGGUGGAAGUUUGUGGAACAUCUUGGACAUACAAUCCAGCAGCAGUUUCCAAGGUGGCAUCUGCAGGAUCAGCCAUUAGCAACGCAUCUGGUGAAAGACUCUCCCAACUCUUGAAGAAAUUAUUUGAAACCCAAGAAUCUGGUGACCUCAAUGAAGAAUUAGUUAAGGCUGCUGCCAAUGGAGAUGUUGCUAAAGUGGAAGAUUUGCUAAAAAGACCAGAUGUGGAUGUAAAUGGACAGUGUGCUGGUCACACAGCUAUGCAAGCUGCUAGUCAGAAUGGACAUGUUGAUAUUUUGAAGUUACUUUUGAAGCAAAAUGUGGAUGUAGAAGCAGAGGAUAAAGAUGGAGACAGAGCCGUUCACCAUGCAGCUUUUGGAGACGAAGGUGCUGUCAUAGAAGUACUGCACCGAGGCAGCGCUGAUCUGAAUGCUCGAAACAAGCGCCGACAGACACCACUUCACAUUGCCGUCAAUAAAGGUCACCUGCAGGUGGUGAAGACUCUACUGGACUUUGGCUGUCAUCCUAGUCUUCAGGAUUCUGAAGGUGAUACCCCUCUUCAUGAUGCAAUAAGUAAGAAACGUGAUGAUAUCCUGGCAGUUCUUCUGGAAGCUGGAGCAGAUGUUACCAUUACAAAUAAUAAUGGAUUUAAUGCUUUGCACCAUGCUGCACUAAGAGGAAAUCCCAGUGCAAUGCGUGUUUUACUUUCUAAAUUACCAAGACCAUGGAUUGUGGAUGAGAAGAAAGAUGAUGGUUAUACUGCCCUGCAUCUGGCUGCCCUUAAUAAUCAUGUAGAAGUGGCUGAACUGUUGGUACAUCAGGGUAACGCAAACCUGGAUGUCCAGAAUGUGAACCAGCAGACUGCCCUCCACCUUGCUGUUGAGCGACAGCACACCCAGAUUGUGAGGCUUUUGGUCCGUGCAGGUGCCAAGUUAGAUAUUCAGGAUAAGGAUGGGGAUACUCCUUUGCAUGAAGCCCUGAGGCAUCACACCUUGUCUCAGCUACGUCAGCUUCAAGAUAUGCAAGAUGUGGGGAAGGUUGAUGCUGCCUGGGAGCCGUCCAAAAACACAUUAAUAAUGGGACUUGGUACCCAGGGGGCUGAGAAGAAGAGUGCAGCAUCAAUUGCCUGUUUCUUGGCUGCCAAUGGUGCAGACCUUAGCAUUCGAAAUAAGAAAGGUCAGUCUCCACUUGAUCUCUGUCCUGAUCCAAGUCUCUGCAAAGCACUGGCAAAGUGUCAUAAAGAAAAAGUCAGUGGUCAGGUGGGUUCUCGAAGUCCUUCUAUGAUCAGUAAUGAUUCUGAAACCUUAGAAGAGUGUAUGGUGUGCUCAGAUAUGAAGAGAGAUACUCUUUUUGGCCCAUGUGGACAUAUUGCUACCUGUUCUUUAUGUUCUCCACGAGUCAAGAAAUGCCUCAUCUGUAAAGAACAAGUUCAGUCCAGGACAAAGAUUGAAGAAUGUGUGGUAUGCUCCGACAAGAAAGCAGCUGUUCUUUUUCAGCCAUGCGGACACAUGUGUGCUUGUGAGAACUGUGCUAGCCUGAUGAAGAAAUGUGUGCAGUGUCGGGCGGUGGUUGAGCGAAGAGUGCCCUUCAUCAUGUGCUGCGGAGGGAAAAGUUCAGAGGAUGCCACUGAUGACAUCUCAAGUGGGAACAUCCCCGUGUUACAGAAGGAUAAGGAUAACACCAAUGUCAAUGCAGACGUGCAGAAGCUGCAGCAACAGCUUCAGGACAUUAAAGAGCAGACAAUGUGCCCUGUGUGUUUGGAUCGUCUGAAGAACAUGAUUUUCCUCUGUGGCCAUGGAACGUGCCAGCUCUGUGGAGAUCGAAUGAGUGAAUGUCCUAUCUGUCGAAAGGCUAUUGAACGAAGGAUUCUUUUGUAUUAACUAAGAAACUCAGUGUGUUUUGUUAGCUAAAGUAUUCAGUCAUGAGAUCUUAGCUUUUAAGCUAGUUGGAGGUUCUAAUGAUUAAUUUUUAAUAUCAUAGUUUCUUUACUAGAGUGUAAUUUGACUAUAAAUGUACCAGACAACAGCAACAAAAAACUCUACAAAACAGUGUUUGGACCCGUGUUUUUUGGUUUUUGUUUUUGUUUUUUUCCUUUUCAUUUGAAACAUCAAAUUCAUGUAAUUCAUAGGUAAUUUACCUUUGGCUUCUAAAGGGGAAAAUCCUUUAAGGAUCUCUUGUUAUUUUUGUUUUUAUUGCAUUUUCUUAUAAGAGAAUUAAUAAAUUUGUUUGACCUUAAAAGAUACACUUCCUUAUGCUCAGCUGACUUUCAGUUUAUCAUGAUUUUACCCAGAGAGUUGACACAGGUACUCAGAAAAGUCACGCAUCAAAUGAAAGGCGCAAGUCAAAUCAUUAUGUCAUGCAUGUUAAAUAAUAAAAUGGUAGUACAAGCUGUACGUGGUUAAGGGAAUACUGAACAGGGGAGUCUUUUUAAGAUAACGUACAGUUUAUCCCAAUGAUUGUUUCUGAAUUCUUAGAGUAAAUGAAAACAGCGUGAGAGAAUAAUGACUUGGCAUUUAUUUCCUGGAUUCAAGGAAAAUUGCUUAACUUGAAUCAGAUUGCUAGUUUCAGUAUGACUGAUAGACAUGAAAAGGAGAAAUAAGCAGUCAUAGUGGGGAAUUGCAGGGGGAGGUUGUCCAAUAAAAGAGUACCUGUUAACUCACCAUUACCAGUUGCCUUUCUUAUAUUAAUUAAUACACUGUUUUGUUUAGCCAGCUGUUAAAAAAAAGUCUGUGAAAAGCGUGCCUCAGUUUCCCCUGUGAUUACUUAUCCAGACUUGAUCUGACUGGUGAAAUGGUAUUGCCCUCUUUGGGGCUCUGAGGUUCAAUUUAGCUUUUCUAAUGUGCUGAAUAGCAGCACCCCAGUGAUCGGAGAAGGAUAAUGCAUUGCCCAGAGGCAGCAGCCUGUCUUCCCCGUAUCUGUUAAUUCUGCCAGUGUUGCUCUUUCUGCCUUCAUCAUAGGCCUCGCUUCCGUGAUCUCUCAGAUAGUAGAGCAGUCUGUCUUUAUAUCUGAUGAUGAAGAUAUUAUUUAAACUGCCAGCAGUAUCCAAGACAGUACAUAACCAGUGAUAAACAUUUACUUUAGAAACAAUGACUAGGACAUUUACAGAAAUAUGUCUGAUUACCUGUGUGGGUUUUUUUUUUUUUAACUCAAACUUUGACUCUAGAGCAUCUAAUACAUUUUUCUCCUUUGAAUGAGUAGUCUCUCAGUAGUAUGAAUAUACACAUGAAUAUAAGUAUUUUGGGGUUCAUUGUUACUAGAUUAUAAAAAUAUCAGCUGUUCACGAUAGUAUCUACUAU